Messenger RNA from Jaminaea rosea, 350 nucleotides. RefSeq lists its product as hypothetical. NCBI's taxonomy places the organism in Eukaryota, Fungi, Basidiomycota, Exobasidiomycetes, Microstromatales. The transcript has a single exon. The record is from RefSeq and is a predicted model, not a curated record. The coding region runs from base 90 to 320 and encodes 76 amino acids.
CCGUCUAUCGUACGUUGAAGCGGCGCCUUUUCGUCGAAGGAGAAUAUCAUCGAGCGAAUAUCGUAGAGCGAAUCGAGCUCAUGGAAGAAAUGGCGAAACUUCGUGGUAGCCCUGCGACCCAGCGAGCGACCCUGCUUUGUUCUCAUCUCGCCGCCGCCGCCGUCGUCUUCGAAGCUGCUCGACGCCCUGCGCUGCGACGGGGUGCGGAUAAGCAGGCCAGGCUGAACAAAGCAGCGUGUGUGUUGAUCAGGGUGCAGCACGACGAGCGAGCCAGAGACACGCUGAUGGCACGGAGACCUCGCGGACUAACAGGCCAAUGAGAAACACCCCUUAAUGUUACUCAUCUCAUC